UAACUAACCAUGGUAACAGUAGGACUUUCUCGUUAACUCCUCUCGGUUAGACUAAUAUGUUGAGUUGACGACUCCACUCAUUAACGUAUCAUUCAUGUAAAUGGUCCGUUGUUACAGACAAUGAAUGAUAUUGUGCCACAUAAUGAUGUCUUCCUACAAAUAUGCUAAGUUAUCUCUCCAAUGGAUACGAAAAAAGCCAAAAGAACCUUCGUUGUCUUUUCUCUUUGUCAAACUAUAUUGGCACAGAGAGUGAUGUUCUCCAAGGAAAUGGAUUCCAAUCAUGGAGCAGCCUCAUUUCAGGCCUUGCCCAAGACGAUGGCUAUUCUCUGGUCCACCUGAUCCGAGCUUGCACGAAAUUUGGUUGGCGUUCCCACGGCCAGCAGCUUCAUUGCCACGCUGUUCGAUCCGGGCUUGUUUCCGAUGUUCUUAUCUCCACUUACUUGAUUAAUUUCUAUUUGAAAUCGGGUUCGUUGAAUGAUGCUGACAAAGUGUUUGCUGAAAUUCCUCAACCAAGUGUAGUUUCUUGGAACUCGUUGAUGUCUGGGUAUGUUCAUUCUGGGCGGUUUCUGAAGGUACUGAGAUUGUUUCUUCAGCUGGAAAGGUCUGACAUUCGUGCUGAUGCGUUCUCAUUUACGGCUGCUUUAGGGGCUUGCGGUCGAAUGUGCAUGUUGGAGUUGGGGAAAUUAAUUCACUCCAAGGUUGUGAAAGUUGGAGUGUAUGAAUAUAAUGUUGUUGUAGCAAAUUGUUUAAUUGAUAUGUAUGGCAAAUGCGGAUCAGAUGAAGAGGCCAUAUGGGUGUUCAACGAGAUUUCUGAUAAGGAUACUAUUUCUUGGAAUUCAGUUAUCGCAGCAAGCGCCAGGAACCGAAAACUUGAACAAGCAGUUAACUUUUUGCAUCAGAUGCCAAAUCCUGAUACAAUCUCAUACAAUGAAUUGAUUAGUGGCAUUGCCCAGUUUGGGAACAUUGAUGAUGCCGUUCAGAUUGUAUUAAAUAUGCCAAACGCAAAUUCAUCUUCAUGGAAUUCCAUCAUAACAGGAUAUGUCAACAGGGAUCAAGCACGAAAAGCUUUGGAAUUUUUCGGUGUUAUGCACUCAAAUGGCAUACAGAGGGAUCAAUUCACAUUUUCAAGCAUAUUAAGUGGGGUCGGAAGUCUGUCAGCUCUUACAUGGGGGAUUCUGGUUCAUUGUUGUACCAGCAAGUGUGGUUUGGAUAAGUCUGUUGUUGUUGGAAGUGCUUUGAUUGAUAUGUACUCCAAAUGUGGACAGGUACAGAAUGCGGAACUAAUCUUUAAGUCCUUACCAGAAAAGAAUUUGGUAACAUGGAAUGCAAUGAUAUCCGGGUUUGCCCACAGUGGCAAUUCAAACAAGGUGAUUGAGCUUUAUGAGCAGUUAAAAAUGGUGAAAGAUUUGAAACCAGACGCGAUCACCUUUCUUAACGUCUUAUCAGCAUGUUGGCAUAAGCAAACACCAUUAGAGGUUGCGAAUCAGUACUUUGAAUCGAUGAUCAAGAAUUAUGGGGUGGAGGCGAUGCCCGAGCACUGUGCUUCGAUGAUUAGGCUGAUGGGAAAAUGGGGGGAUGUGCAGGGUGCCAAGAAGCUGAUAGGCGAAUUGGGGUUUGGAUCAUGUGGCUUGGUUUGGAGGGCUUUGCUGGGGGCCUGUGGAACUUGUGGGGAUCUAAAAGUUGCAGAGUUGGCAGCUGCCAAGGUGAUUGAGUUGGAGGGGGAUAAAGAGUUUGUCUAUAUCAUGAUGUCCAACAUUUACGCGGCUUAUGGGAAAUGGGGUGAUGUUAGUAUGGUUCGAGAGCUGAUGAGGCAGAGAGGUGUGAGGAAAGAAGUUGGCUGUAGCUGGAUUGAGCUGGACAAUAAGGUGUCAUGUUGUGUAAAGGAGGUGAUCAUCGGCUAACUUGUUGGGUUAGCUGGUAGGCAUUGUCGAGCUAUAGCAAAUUGAGCAAUAGCAUUUAUUCACUGGACAAAUGCCAGGUGAUGUAAUUAAUUUUGGAUAUGUGAGACUCUAGCCAAAGGCUAGCAAUCGAUGCAAACCAAGUUUAAAUUUGUAAUUGAUUUAUGGGUUUGAGACCUAAUGAAAUAUUUUGUUA
Molecule: messenger RNA, 2094 nt
Organism: Diospyros lotus (date-plum)
Lineage: Eukaryota; Viridiplantae; Streptophyta; Magnoliopsida; Ericales; Ebenaceae
Product: putative pentatricopeptide repeat-containing protein At5g47460
Exons: 1
Coding region: 162-1901 (579 amino acids)
Biological process (GO): RNA modification
Molecular function (GO): protein binding; RNA binding
Source: RefSeq, a predicted model, not a curated record